Stylophora pistillata is the source of this 5267-nucleotide messenger RNA. RefSeq lists its product as uncharacterized. Gene Ontology annotation, molecular function: calcium ion binding. The record is from RefSeq and is a predicted model, not a curated record. NCBI's taxonomy places the organism in Eukaryota, Metazoa, Cnidaria, Anthozoa, Scleractinia, Pocilloporidae.
AGAAAACCCAUUGAAAGCAAAAUCUUUGUCGAGUUUUGAGAGGCGACGAUGAAUAAAGAAAAAAACAAGGAGCAGAGACUACAAGAUGUCGCACCAAGCGACUCUUUGGAGGGCAACGUGGUUGCUUUUUACAAUGUUUGCUGUGUUUUCUAGAGCUGUGGCGUUCAAAAACAUCUCAGUGCAUCACGACGAAACCGAUGAAAGCGAUAAAAUAGGAGAAUUAUUGGGGACAUCGUUCCAGGCCAAAUGGUUCACUGGCUUAUCUAACAAUAUGUUAAGUGACAUCUCAUUUGCGUGGAGGAAACAAGGCAUACGCUUUGAUCCAAUCGCCAUUAUUCAAAGUAUUUCUGACCUACUGAAGAAGGAAAGCGAGGCACAAGGAAAGCCGUUGAACGACUGUUUCUAUGAAAGCUUGACCGAUUUGGAACGAGAUCCUGACUUCAUCCAACUGCUCAAUGAGUUUAAUGAAGGAAUAAAUAAUGAAAGAAACAUCAUGACAAUAGGAUCCAAUUUGCCAGAACUUCAAAAAGAUGAUAAUCCCAUCAAAGAUGUCGGUCUUAGGGGCGAAGUAAUUACUGGCGAAAGUUCCGAUGCAGAAAACGAUUUGAUAAGAUACAGUAACUACAUCUCAGGAGCUGGAUCUACAUUUGGUGGUUUUAUGUCUGGCUUUCCAGGAGAUGCCCAAAGUUUGGUCACAGAUAUGAUGGACAGCAUGAAUUAUAAGGUCAAUGCUCUGGAAUUUAGACUGAAGCGGGACGCGAAGCUUGAGGCACUUAGAAAGCUGGAUAUGGAGAUAGUAGUUGAAAAUACCAUUGAAACUGACUCAGAUCUUCGAGCAAAGAGAGUAGGAAUGAAAGACGUCCAAGACAUAGUUGUGGACGAAUCAUUUGACAACAUCAAGAAAGUCAGCGGUGCCAGUAAUCAGCAGAAGUUGACCCAGCAGAACUUUAAUACUCAGAAGAAAAUAUCACAGAUGAAAGUAAGAGAAUCAGCGAAGAAAUAUGCAAGAAAAUUUAUGAAAAAAGUCGGCAGUGGCAUUGAGACAUCUACUACAGCAUUCACUUUUGCACAAGGAGGGGUUGAUGUAGCAGGUGGAAGUGACAUGAUCGACAAAGCUGAAGAACUAAGAAAUUCGGGAGCCAUUUCAGAGGAUGAAUAUGAUACGAUGAUGAGAAAUGGUCAGCUUCGAGUAGCUCAAGGAAGCUUUGGUCUCGCAAACGGUGUUAAGAACGUUGGUGAAUUUGUCGGUAAAAGACUCCAAAAAACUAUCGUAGAUAAAGGUUCUAAAGCUGGAUUAAAGCUCCUGAAACAAGCACAACGGUUCGCACCAGUAAUUGGUGGUAUGAUAUCCAUGGGAACAACUGCAACAUCAAUUGCCAAGAAUGCAAUCGCCGCGAAUGAUGCUAUGAUGCAAGGAAAUGCCGGCAAGGCCGCCAUGUAUGGAGUAAUGGCAGCUAUUGAUGUAAUAACUUUGAUUCUGGACGGAGCAAGCUUAGUCACAGACUUUGUAUUUCCACCGCUAUCACCAAUCAUUGACCUUGUCAGUACAGUCUUGCAAGUUGUCAACACAGUGCUUGGGUUCUUUGCUGACUUGAUAGACUUCCGAUCCACUAAACAAAGAGUGACCGACGAAUUCAAUGCUUACAUCAAUUCUGAUGCGUUUAAAAAUUACGUAGAUGACAUGGCACAGACAUACAAGAAACGAGGCUUUGAUGUAUUUACUUACAUUGUAGAUGCAGAAGUGGCAGGUAUCGAAGCUGACACCAAAACCCUGCGAGAAGUCUCCAAGAAUAUCAACAAGUGCCUCACUGAUAAAGCCAAAGAGGAUUUCAAUAAUCCACAACAUCGCAUAGCAUUGCUAGAUGCAACGUCUUUCGGCAAAACUUUAAAAGGAAGACUUAAUAAUGAUGAAAUUAUAGCCGGUUUUGGUCCAGAUGAAAUCUUUGGCGACGAAGGCGAUGACAUGCUGUUUGGACGAGGAGGAGAUGAUACCAUUUAUGGUGGUCCAGGAAAUGAUUACCUCAACGGUGGAACAGGACGAGAUGUUCUUCUAGGUGGAACAGGUGAUGACAUGAUUAACUGUGAGCCUGCUGUUGAUUUGAAAUGUGAAGGAGGUGAGGGGGACGAUACCUUAGAGUUAUCUGGCGAAUCUUUGAUCUACGACGACAAAUACUGGAAAGCCCCGUAUAUAACAAUGGGCAAGCAAUGGGAAAUGAAUCCUUCAAAAGUCUCAGCAGUUAAGGGGAUUUAUCUUGAUAUGAGACAUGCAAAAGGAGACACAAAGCAGGGAUUAUCGGGGAUCAGUUUGGGAUCCCUCUUUCAAGGUUGGCCUGAUGGAUUUGAUGAGUCCAUUCAUAAAGCAGCAAUACCGCAAAAUUCAGAGCUCCACUCUCUGUUUAGUCAAUUUUACGUCUUUUUGCCGUUUGUACCUCUUGACAACUGGAGGGAGAAACUAAGAAAUAAACAGAUGUGGUUCUUAGCUGAUAGUGAUAUGGCAAAGAUUUUCUUUGAUGGAAGUUCCAUGUAUGUAGCUUAUGGCAGUGGCAAAGACACCAUGUUGGUGAGUGAUUACCAAAAUGUACUCCAAAAUCUGGACACAUCAUUUGCUGUUUAUAAGAAGGAUCGUCUACAGUACACAGACGGUGAAAAGAUUAAGGCUCUUUUGACAUUUGCUUUUAAAAGAAGCUUUUUAUCUGACAAGUUUGAAAAAGUAGCUGGCUCACCACCUGCUGAUCUCCUAAGCCCAUCAAAUUACAUCCCUACAACUAUCAUCGGUGAUAACGAACAUAACGUAAUUGACUUGUCUUAUGGUCUUGGUGACGUAGUUUACACUAAUAAAGGAGACAACGUUGUUUCUGUUGGAACGACUAUGCCAGAACAUCAAGUGAAGGUUGACGGAUUUCCUGACGGGGGAUUUAAAUGGGCUAAAUACAUCGUAGGAGGUAGUGGAGAGAAUACACUGAUAGUACAGUUCAUGAAAACUCCAGAGUCGUGUCCGGGGGGACUACAACAGUUUUAUCAGAACUGGGCUCUUCUAGACUUAGAUGUGAAAUUGAACAGUGAAAAAAAUGUCGGCAUUAUGGAACCACAUCUCAUUUACGCAAAGAACAUAAAAACAGUGGAAGUUCAUCGUCCACCCAGUGGCUGUCAUAGUUUAGUGUCUUUUAGUGCUAAAUAUUAUAGUGGGGCGAGUCGUUUUAUACUUGACGAGACGAGCCUUUUCGAAGGUCCUGACGAAAGUGAAAGGGACGUAAUAGUCUUGUUGAGAAGUCUGAAGAAAACCUACAAAAUAACUUUUGGUGUUGACGUAAUGAACACUAUUUCGUUUAAAUAUUACAGCGAUUCAGAAUACAAAGUUACCAAAAUAGAAAUUGGCACCGGUUCUGGUUCAGAUUUCGGUGGAAUAUACACGUCGGAAGGACCUGGUAUAAUAAUGGAAAACGCUAGAAAUGUUAUCGGUACGCCAUCGUGCAAGGAAAUCAUUGGCAAUGACAAGGCAAACCUUCUGAUGGCUGUUGGAGGAGAAACUACCAUUGAUGCCAAAGAUGGAGAUGAUACUUUGGUGAGUGGACGUGGUAGACACAUCUUGAACGGUGGAAAAGGUGCAGACACGUACGUUAUUCAUGGCCCUCAGGUGAAGGACGUUUUAACGAUUUCUGUUAUAAUGGGAGAUGACGGUGAGACCAUCAGAUGUAGAACAACCAUAUUUGGCGAAUGGAAACCAUCAGAGAAACGACUUGAGAUCGACCUCUUACAAGAUGACCAUGGCGACAUUGUCUUGGCUUCUGUUGAAGUCAUCACAGCCGAAGGUGACGAAAACAAAAACUUAGGCUCUUUAAAAAUUGAUAACACCAAAAGAAAACUUAUCUUUGAGCCCGGUAAUAACUUUAAUGACUUGGAGAGAAACAGGGCUAAAGUUAUUCGAGUAUCUUUCACAACAAAAGGAAGCACUGCCACAAUAAAGGAAGAUGAUUAUGGAAAUGUCUUAAGAUUUGAGACCAUAGAAAGCUUCGACGAGUUGAAGGUCACUAUUAAAAAUGAUGAACUGGUCUUCAAGGAUAGCUCCGAUAACAUUGUCUUUAUUGAUCAAAACUGGAAAAGGCUUGAACACAAAACCAAUUUACUCGACCAUAUACUAGAUUUUGGCCAGCGUUUUCCAGCGAUUCUCUUUAGAAAAAGUGAUGGUGAAUUCGAGCGGAAGUCGACGAAGGAAACAGUGCAAUUCAUUUAUGAGCAACUCAGACACAUUGAAAGUGAGCUUGGACAAGAUUACGACUCGUACAUUGAUUCAACUGAACUCUCGUCUGAUAUGGGCAAUGAAAUUUAUGUUGGAAAUGGUGAAAAUAUUGUCUUGGCCAAAACAAAAGGCAAAACCUACAGACUUGGGGAAAUGUCCUCAAAAAGUAUCAUCUUUGCUAACAAUUUUGUUGAAGGAUCAGGAAAAGUGAUCGUUAAAGUUGCUGACAGGUUCUCUUUAGUACGAAUCAACACAGUAGUUGUUGGAGUUGGAUCUGGAGAAGUAGUUGAACUUCAAAGGAUGCAUCACAACAUCAUCAUUACUGGUGUUAAUCCAGACGAAGUACACUUCUACAAAUGUGGUAGUGCCAACAUGAAUAGACGUAUUUGUGCCAAAGAUUCAAAACAGCAAGAGUUCCUAAUAUUAAAUGGAGGAUACUGUCAAAAGCUGAUCUUUAAGAAAGCCGAGAAAGUAACGAUUAUCAUGAACUGUGACAUCUACUUGGACACCAAAACCGACAAAGAUGGUCGCCUACCAUCCUGGCCCAUUAUUGUCUCAUAUGGAGCGAAGAAGGAAUACAAACUGACCUUGCCAAUCAAAAGAGAUGAAUCACGUGUCGAUAUAUGGCCUCAUCCUGACGGGAACGUCAUAAGAGUCUAUUUCAAGAAUAAAAGACCUUGGCCAGAUGCAUACUGGAGUCUUUCAUAUUUGGCAAUCCCAACAGAAACUCCAAUGCCAAAGGAAAUCGAUACAAGAAUGCUGGUCAACGCAAUGAAAAGCAGGUUCAAGGGAGGCAUCGAAUUUUCUGAUAAAGAGCACAUUAACAAAGAUGGGAUCUGCCAGUUAAUUGUUGAUCUCCUGAAAAAACAUCCACCGUCAAAAUUCACCCUGACCAAUCAGAACCUAGAGUGUCAAAAAAGCGAGAACGAAAACGAGUGAAAAUAAAGCAAAGUCAGUUAAAAGUGCACGCAAAUACAGUGCAUUUUCAACCUUGUCAUAUAGAGUAGAAAUAUAUAUAAACCCGAGCAAA